Messenger RNA from Chenopodium quinoa (quinoa), 3840 nucleotides. RefSeq names its product formin-like protein 6. The record is from RefSeq and is a predicted model, not a curated record. NCBI's taxonomy places the organism in Eukaryota, Viridiplantae, Streptophyta, Magnoliopsida, Caryophyllales, Amaranthaceae. Gene Ontology annotation, molecular function: actin filament binding. Gene Ontology annotation, biological process: actin nucleation; actin cytoskeleton organization. The coding region runs from base 623 to 3421 and encodes 932 amino acids. The transcript has 4 exons.
AAUAAAAAGAAAGAAAAAAAAAAAAAAAAAAAGUAGAUUCUCUUCCUUUUUCCACUUGGCAGUAGAUCUCUCUUUAGAACAGCAAAUCAGCAAUCCCACUAAUCUACGUUAGAUCAGUAACAAAAAUCAUGAAAAAAAUAUACCCCAUUGUUGAACUUUUAUAAUUAAGGAUGUGACAUAAAGAGUAAAUUUAAUGAAAUCGAUCUUAAAAUAAAAACGUUGAAUAAUAAUAAUCCAUUUGGAAAUCCUGAUUAAGGUGUAAUAAAUAAUGUGACAACUUUUUUAGUUUUUAACUCUGUAUGAUAUAAAAUAAUACAAGUAUACGAGUACAUGAUUAUUACUCCGUAUGUUUUUAGACCGUGAUUUAGAUGCUUAUUAAUUUAAAAAAGAAAAGAAAAAAAAAAAAAGGAAUGCGGCUAAGUUGAUGACAUCAUUUCACUUCAGUACAGAGUUCUGGGCAUCCAGAUCUUGCAGCCUAAAGAAGGUUCCCUCCACACAUACUCUUUUCUCUCUCUUCUUUCUCCACAAACCAAGAUUAUUGGAAAGCCAAAUAGCCAAUGAAUUUAGACAUGAAUUGGUGGGAUAAUAUACACAUAAUAAAACAAUCCUACCAAAAUUCACAAUGAAAAACCAUUCUUUAAACUUAAUAUUGAUCAUUUCACUAACCUUAUCUGUUGUAGCCAAUGGUGAGAAAUUAAGGAAUGUUGAAGUCAUCAGAAGAAUCCUGCAUCAACCAUUGUUCCCAGAAAGCUCAUCGCCUCCACCCGGGCUCGAUGAUUCGUCAUCAUUGGCACCUCCUCCGCCUUCAGCUGAUAAUUCCGGGGACACACCGGACCAGCCCUUCUUCCCGGAGGUGCCAGCAGGAUCAACCCCAACUCAGAACCCACCACCGCCACCUCCUGUGACGUCAAAUGGGGUAAGUCCGAUACCAACCGCGACACAGCCAGCUGCAAAGCCUACCAAGAAAGUGGCAAUUGCAGUCUCAGUGGUAAUAGUAACAUUAGGAAUGCUAUCAGCAUUGGCGUUCUUUUUGUAUAAACACAGGGUGAAGAACCCUGUUGAGACUCAGAAAUUGGUUGGUGGUGGUGGUGGUGGCCGUGGUGCGAAUAACUCGACAAGGCAUACAGAAGAACCAAGAGUGCCCCCUUCAAAUUUCCUGUAUAUAGGGACAGUAGAGCCAUCAAAUCAGAGAUCAGUACCAAUCAAUGAGAAUAACAUAGCCAAUGGAUCACCUUACCAUAAGCUGAAUAAUAGUAAUAGUAUUAAUAAUGAUAGUUCAAUGAAGAGGUCAGAUCGGUAUAGGCCUAGUCCUGAUUUGCAGCCAUUGCCGCCAUUGAAUAGAGCUCCUCCAAGGAGUGUGCCACAGAGGGGUUCCCCAACGGCUACUAUGUCUUCUUCUGAUGAGGACAGAAGUGAUACUCUGUUUUAUACUCCAUACGGCUCGAUCCAUGGCUCAUUUCAUGGCUCGGUUGCUAGUGGUGAUGAUGGGUAUUGGACUCAGGCUACACGUUCAAAUAGUAGAACCAAUGGUGGAAGUUCCUUCCCUCAUUCUAAGAGGACUUCACCUAAAUCAAGGGGUUUAGCUUCAUCAUCUCCUGAUGUUAUCAAGCAUGCUAUCAUUCCAUCUAUUAAGGCCACUGCCCCACCUCCGCCCCCUCCACCACCACCCCUGCCGCGAGCAGAGAUGGAGUCAGAUUAUGAAAAAGAGUAUGAGACUCAAGGGAAGGAGGAAUCAAGGUCAAAUAUACCCAAGAGGGCUAAAUUUGCAGCUCCUCCACCACCACCGAAUUUAGCACUCCUCCGAAAAUUCAGCAGUAAUAGUCCAUUUCAUCAGAAUGCUAAUCCACCACCUCCGCCGCCACCACCCCCUCCACCACCACCUCCUCCACGGGCACCAUUACUGACACCGAAGAAAGUAUCUAAUAAGAUGGAAAAUGGGUCUACUGGGGCUUCUCAAGUGUCACCGAAGGCACAAUUGGAAAGUCCUAACUCAAGAGAUGGCCUUAGAAAAGGAACAAUAAAAACAGAUGAAGAGCUUGAUAAUGAGUGCAGUUCUACUGGAAGGCCUAAUGGAGACGACUUAGAUGAGAGAAGACCAAGGCUGAAGCCCUUGCAUUGGGAUAAAGUAAGGGCAACCUCUGAUCGAGCUACUGUUUGGGACCAGCUGAAAUCAAGCUCCUUUCAAUUAAACGAGGAUAUGAUGGAAAGUUUAUUUGGCUGCAAUACAGCCCCUACGACGGUUAAGAAAGAGACAGGUAGAAGAUCAGUUCUCCCUCCUGUUGAGAAAGAGAACCGAGUUUUAGACCCAAAGAAGUCCCAGAACAUUGCCAUUUUAUUAAGAGCAUUGAAUGUGACUCGGGAUGAGGUUGCUGAAGCACUUAUGGACGGCAAUUUAGAAGGCUUGGGUGCAGAGCUUUUUGAGACAUUGGUCAAGAUGGCACCUACGAAGGAAGAAGAAAUAAAACUAAAAGACUACAAUGGCGACAUCUCAAAAUUAGGUGCUGCUGAGAGAUUUCUCAAGGGUAUACUUGAGAUACCAUUUGCCUUCAAAAGAGUUGAAGCUAUGCUUUACAGAGCUAACUUUGACUCAGAAGUGAAGUACCUAACAAAGUCAUUUGAAACCCUUGAGGUAGCAAGUGAUGAAUUGAAAAGUAGCAGACUCUUCCUUAAACUCCUCGAAGCUGUUCUGCAAACAGGGAACAGAAUGAAUGCAGGAACAAAUCGUGGAGAUGUGAAGGCCUUUAAACUUGAUACACUCCUAAAAUUAGUAGACAUCAAGGGAACGGAUGGAAAGACCACAUUGCUCCACUUUGUCGUCCAAGAAAUCAUAAAGUCUGAAGGCAUUGGCUCUGAAGUCAAUCCUCAGACAGCUGAUCAAUUGAGCUCCACAAAGAAGGAAGAAGCAUUCAGAAAGCAAGGAUUGCAGAUUGUGUCAGGACUAAGUAGAGAGCUAGGAAGUGUUAGAGGUGCAGCUGGGAUGGACUCAGAUGUCCUAAGUAGCUAUGUGUCAAAGCUAGAAAUGGGGCUCCAAAAGAUCAAGCUAGUUUUGCAACUUGAAACACCAGAUAUGCAAGGAAAAUUCUUCGAGUCAAUGAAGAAAUUUCUUAAGGAAUCCGAAGAACAAAUUGCACGAGUCAAGGCUCACGAAAGGAGAGCAUUGGCUCAUGUCAGAGAAGUGACUGAAUACUUCCACGGUGACACAGCAAAGGAAGAAGCACACCCAUUCAGAAUCUUUCUAAUUGUGAGAGACUUCCUUGCCGUACUAGACAAUGUGUGCAAGGAAGUUGGAACAAUGGAAAGCAGAAGUGUAAUGGGAACGGCUAGAUCAUUUCGAAUAUCAGCAUAUGCAACAGCACCAGUCCCCACAAAGUAUAAUGUUCGACGAGAUGACAGUUCAGGAGACGAAAGCAUGUCCUCAUGAUACAAGAGAACAAUGCCUCCACAGUCUACACAACCACAGGUUGUAUAUGAGUCAGAUAAUCAAAUUGGAAUAUAAAAACGAGGCAAUCAUGCCUAAGAAGCCAUUCAUUUAUUUCCAUUUGAGAGGCAAGCAACAAUAUACAACAAAAAAAGUCGGUCGACAAAUCGAUUCUUCAGGAGCAUUGACAAGAAUCUAUUGAAAAUACAUAAUUAUAUAGCAUCUUCUGAAAAGACCCAGCAAUCAAAGGCUCAAUAAUUUCAGAUUUUUUGAGCUUUUAAUGGAGGAAUUAUACAGUAGUCAGGUUAAUUAGUGUUUUUUCUACAGCCUACUUUGAAAAUAGGUUUGCUUCCUAUUCCAUGUAAAAUUAUUAUUAAUUUUAUUCUACCAAAAUAUCUUAAUAAAUGAAGCAUGAUUUGUUA